Chiroxiphia lanceolata (lance-tailed manakin) is the source of this 3514-nucleotide messenger RNA. It is a transcript of the gene DERL1, whose product is annotated as derlin 1. The record is from RefSeq and is a predicted model, not a curated record. Gene Ontology annotation, cellular component: Hrd1p ubiquitin ligase ERAD-L complex; endoplasmic reticulum membrane. Gene Ontology annotation, molecular function: ubiquitin-specific protease binding; misfolded protein binding. The transcript has 8 exons. Bases 218 to 973 code for a protein of 251 amino acids. Gene Ontology annotation, biological process: endoplasmic reticulum unfolded protein response. NCBI's taxonomy places the organism in Eukaryota, Metazoa, Chordata, Aves, Passeriformes, Pipridae.
CUGCGGGCGGCCGAGGCGGGGCCGGAAGCGGCGGCGGCGGCUCGGCCGAAUUCGGUGGCGCCACGUCUGGUUCGGGGCUCCCUCGGUGCCCGAGAGGUGGUGGUGGCGGCGGCGGCGGUGCAGCCGGACCCUCGUCUCGCCUUUUCCUCAGCGGUCGGUUCGUGGCGAGGCCUCAGCGGCAGCAGCGGCGGCAGCGGCCGGGCGCGGCGGCGGCGACAUGUCGGACCUGGGGGACUGGUUCCGGAGCAUCCCGCUGAUCACCCGCUACUGGUUCGCCGGCUCCAUCGCGGUGCCGCUCGUGGGCAAGCUGGGCCUCGUCAGCCCCGUCAGCCUCUUCCUCUGGCCCGACGCCUUCAUCCACCGCUUCCAGAUCUGGCGGCCGAUAACGGCAACUUUCUUCUUCCCAGUGGGACCUGGAACAGGAUUUCUCUACUUGGUGAAUUUGUACUUCUUGUAUCAAUAUUCAUCACGAUUAGAAACAGGUGCUUUUGAUGGAAGGCCAGCAGAUUACAUGUUCAUGCUGCUGUUUAACUGGAUCUGCAUUGUUAUAACUGGCUUGGCAAUGGACAUGCAGUUGCUGAUGAUUCCACUCAUCAUGUCAGUACUUUAUGUGUGGGCCCAGCUGAACAGAGACAUGAUUGUAUCGUUUUGGUUUGGAACAAGAUUUAAGGCCUGUUACCUUCCAUGGGUUAUUCUGGGAUUCAACUACAUCAUUGGUGGAUCAGUCAUCAAUGAGCUGAUAGGAAAUCUGGUUGGACACCUGUAUUUCUUCUUAAUGUUUAAAUAUCCAGUGGAUUUGGGAGGAAGGAAUUUUCUGUCCACACCUCAGUUCCUUUACCGCUGGCUGCCAAAUAGGAGAGGGGGAGUGUCGGGGUUUGGUGUUCCUCCUGCCAGCAUGAGAAGAGCUGCAGAAGAUCAGCAGGGUGGUGGAAGGCACAACUGGGGCCAAGGUUUCCGACUAGGUGACCAGUGAAGAACUCCUGCCCUUGGAAAACAUCAACUCUUCGGUUUUAACUGGAUGUAGAACCGACCCUUCCUGGUGCAGAGCAUGCCUAAAGAACUGAGCUCUCUGUAAUACUCUUGGAUUUAACUGAUUAGAAGGAAUGUUUCUGGUUCAAGAGAAAAUUAAAAACUCCAGAAGGAAAAAAAUGUAGAUCUUGCUCCAGGUUAGCCAGUAGUGUCCAAUUUGAUUCUGCCAUUAAAAAUAAGCCUUCUUUAUACAGUAUUGUCUGUCUGUAACAACAGGAUCCAUUGGCUGUCUUGUUCCAUCAUGUGAUGGAACAAGCUGAUGGUGUUCUGUCUCACCUGGUAUGUUAAAACUUUGUUGACCAUGGUAAAAUAAGGAUCCAGUGUGAGGCCGAUGGCUCAAACAAGCCCCUAAGUUUAGGAAGCUGACAUCUUCCAUAGCUGUGUUAAAGUCCCAGGUUCUUUGGAAACAUUAUUUUAGUGAUAUCUCUCUGCUGCAUUCAUAAAGCAAAUUGCAAAUGUUUCAUUUCUGUUAUUAAGCUAUGUUUUGAGGAGAGUUUUUUCCUUGGUGUGCAGCAUUUGUCUGAUCUGCCACAUCAUGGGCUGGGCAAGCCUAAGAACUAGAGGGCUUUUGUUUGAAAUGUCAAUAACAGAUAUUCACAGAAUUGAAGUCCCCGAACUCUUCAUAGCAUGUUACAAGGCUUGUUCUGUUAAAACUGAAAUUGUCUGGUUUUUUUUUUUUUUCCCCCUAAGAUCUGUGAAUUCUUGGCUUCAAGGUUUCUGUUUUGAUUGCCAAAUUGGGUAGCAUAAAUACUGCUUAAACUAGAAAAUGUAACAUAUCAUUGUGGUUAAUACAAAAGGUACUGAUUGCAGCAUUGUUUAACUGAAUCGUCAUCUUUCUCUUAAAAGCUUUAAGACAUCAGAGAAUCAAAGCUGGAAAUAAUUUUUUGCAGGGUCAAGAUACAAUAGAACAGAUUGUUUUACUGCAGGACUCUUUCAUUGUCAAAUAAGAAAUUGUGUACACUGUUUAUUAGUAGCUGUACUUUUUUUUGUAAAAAAUUAUUACAUGGAAAAGGGAAUGAUUCUGUACAGUAGUUUCCUUGCACUGGGUUCCCAUGGGCAGAGCACAUGGCUAAGAUCCAGGAAUCUGUAACGCCAGCUUGUUACUGACUCGCUGCAUGGUCUUGAGCAAACUUCUUACUUAUUCCAGCUUUCCCAGCUGUAAGGUGGACUCAUGCAUGUCUCACAGCAUUCUUAAGACAGCUGUCCCUGACCUCCCUUGGAUGGAGCUGCUAGUGAGCCAGUUGAGGCUUCGGUUCACUUAAAUCCAACACUUCACAUAGGAACACAAUUAUUCAAAGCUUAACCAAGACUUCUAAGUCAGAAUGUAGUUGCUCACUUUUUGUUUUAUGGUUGGAGGAAGGAGAGCAUUGUCACUAGGAUGAGUUUCAAGUCUGACUGAAUUGCCCUUUAGCACUUGUCUGUCAUUUUACUGGGUAGGUAGGGCACAGAAAGCUGUUCUGCCCCAACUUAGGUAUCUCAGGUAACUAUAAGUAGGCGAAGUCAGUCUGGGCUGAAACAUUUUUAUUACUGCUUUGUUUCUUCACUAAAGCUGGGUUUUGAAGGUGUAAAAACUUGUAAAUACUACGUGAGGGGAAACCAAGUGGAAAAUAAGCAGUCGGACUGAAAGUUUUCAGCUGGCCUGCUUGAAAUAAAUGCAUGUUCCAUUUCUUCACUGCAACUCAAUUAUGUUGAUUUGGCUCGUGGAAAAAUGUAGAAAACUGGUAGUGUGUUUAAGUUUUAUUUUUACAGGAAGUUGGAGUUCAGCAAUCACUUGCCAUUUUUGUCUAUUCAGUGAUGAGUUUUAAAGAUGCUCUUGUGUCUUUCUGUGUAUAAAAUGGUAGGUAGAAAAGAAGAGUGCAGUGUUGUAAAUACAAAUUUAUCAUUGACCAACAGCUGUUAUUUGAUGUGAACUUGAACAGUCUGAGAACUAUCAUUUUGAUAGGAGUCAUGGUACAGCUGGUCUUUUUAGUCAUAGUAAUAUCACUGUGCCCAAAGCAAUUGUCUUCAUUUUGAGUCAGGACCCAAUUGUUAAGUGAAGCUGAAGCCCUGGCACACUCAAAUUGUAGAGUAUCUUUGUAUGGAAGGCCUGAAGGAAGGCUUGAGUGAGUGAAGGCGUAGCAAAAGUAAUUGUCCUGGCCCUCUGCACCGUGCUGGAUUUUGCUUUCUAGUACAUCCUCCUCCUCUAAAUUAGGAGGAAAAGGUUAGCAAGGAAUAUAGACUUCUUAUAAGCCUUGAUUAGCUUUUGAGCUGCUUCAGGUCAAUUUACUUUGUUUAUGGAAAAUUCACUUCCGAAUUCCAUAUUACAAGCUCACUUUACUUUCUCACUUUGUCACUUGACCUGAAGCACUGUUUGUCCUCCCACAUAUAUUUGACAAUGGCAGUCUCUUGUUAAAUGAGUACCUUCUUUCUUAUUUUAUACAGAUAAUUUCCCCUUUUUGUAAUCAAUUUUUGUUGGCAAAGUUUUAAAUUAAAAUUUUAAUCUCUG